This is a messenger RNA of Lactuca sativa (garden lettuce), 2118 nucleotides long. RefSeq lists its product as uncharacterized. The record is from RefSeq and is a predicted model, not a curated record. NCBI's taxonomy places the organism in Eukaryota, Viridiplantae, Streptophyta, Magnoliopsida, Asterales, Asteraceae.
UUUGGGGCGGAUUUGGAUCCGGUUUUUAGCGAAUCCGGUUUACGAUCCGUUAUCAAAUCCGAUUUGAAAUAUAGGAUUACAAUCCGAUUGAAAAUCCGGUUCUGGAUUGGAUCUGAUUUUGAAUAGUGAAACCGGUUUUUGUGCGCAUCUCUAGUAGUGUUUAACAAAACGCUACUGAAAUCAAUUUUCAUAAUUGCCCUUAAAAUAUAUUUAUAUAUUUAUUUAUUUUGAAACGAUUAUCAUUUUAUGUAAUUUUACAUAUUUCAAAAUAUUCCAACAUGUUUUGCCAAAUAUUCAUAUAAAGUUAUUGUUAGAGUGUCUAUUGUAUUAUGUUUAUAUUGUUCAGCCCAUUUGUAUUUUGUAUUAGCCUAGCCAAUUUGUAUCUAUUUGUACGUGUAUAUAUUUUGAUAUCAAGAACAUGUUUUGGUUAUAGGAAAAUACUCUGUUAUCAUGGUAUUAGAGCUGUAGAAUCUCUUCCUUUUUUACCUCCUUCUUUCUCUCUAACCCUAAAGGUCUCUAACUUUCUCUUCUUCCUCUCGUCUGCCUCUUGACUUCUAAUCUCAGAUUCCUUCUUCUUUCUGUGUGCAUCAUGACUGGAGGAGAAGUUCCCACCAAAGAACUCUGCAUUCACGUCAAUCACAGAAAAACCAUAUGGUAUUGCUAAUAUACGUUCAUCCAUCCCCAUCAUUAUUGAUCUUGAUAGAAUGAACUAUGACUCUUGGAGAGAGCUUUUUGAACUCAUUGCUAUGGCUUUGGUGUUGCUCAUCAUCUUAAAGAACCAAAAAACCCAGCUUCUUCCGACAUGGACGAAUGGCAGCGCAUCGAUAAUAUAGUCAAAAUGUGGAUAUAUGGUACUCUCUCACCCUCUCUCCUUCAGCUGUCUUCUAAACGGAAACCUAAUACCCUUGCACUAUGGUGCUAUCUCGAAUCUCUCUUCCGAGCCAACAAAGAUUCGAAAGCUAUGCAACUCGACACUGAGUUACGCAAUAUAUCCAUGGGCAAUUUAUUUGUUACUGAGUAUUGCACAAAGAUCCAAACCCUUGCUGAUCUUCUUGAAAAUCUCGAUGCUGAAGUUCCUAAAAAGAACAUUGUGAUUUAUAUAAUAAAUGGUUUAUCUCCUAAAUAUGAUCAUGUUGUAAGUAUGAUUAGACAUCAGAAACCACUGCCAUCAUUUUCCGAUACUCGUUCCAUCUUACAAGUUGAAGAACAAUGCAUUCAGUUAAAUCAAAAUCGCAAUCCGGGUGACUCAUCUUCACCCACCGUUCUUCACGCCGGAUCUCCUUCGGGUCCGCCCUAUUUUUCUCGCAACAACAAUAUUGGAGGACGUGGAGCUCAUGGUGGCAGAGGUAAUCGAGGAGGAAGAAACGGCGGAAAGGGCGGUCGCCAUGGAGGUUCUGGUCCGCCUCAAAACAUACCUGCUCGAUGGGGAUUUGGGUGGUAUCCGCUCCUAGUCAUCACUGGAUCGCUUUUAUCCUCUCAACAUGCCGGCCUACUCCCCCUUCCUAUCCAACAUCGACCAACUACUCAGCAGCCCACCUGGCCCAAUAACUCUCAACAACAACAAUACUAUCAAUCUAGGUUAUCCCAUAACUCGCCACAGCAGGCCUUCACUACCUCGAUUCAACAACAAUCUCAGCCUACUCCUCCUUGGACAUGGUUCGGCCCACCUACUACUCCCCAACAACAAAGUCAACCAACUUCUCUCCCAGAAUUUUUUUAGUUCAAUGUCAUUAAAUGACCCAAGCAAUAACGGUUGGUAUAUGGAUACGGGGGCCACGAGUCAUCUUUACUCAGAAGCAGCUCUGGUGAUCUAUAUCCUGUUACAACCUCAACAACUCAAGCAUGGCUUUCUCUCAGUCCAACUCUUUGGCAUCAACGUCUUGGUUAUCCCGGUCGUCCCAUUUUACAACAUUUAGUUUCUCGUAAUUUGCUUCCAUGUAAAAACUCUAAAAGUUUGCACUUAUGUCAUGUGUGUCAACUUGGAAAACACACCAAGUUACCUUUCUAUUUGUCUGAUUCUGUUUCUAAUGCUCCUUUUGAAUUAAUUCAUUCUAAUGUUUGAAUAUCUCCACUUACAAGUACUAGUGGAAUAAAAUACUAUGUUAUUUUUAUUGACAA